AUGGCGCGUCGCUCUGUGGCCGCACUCUGCCGCUCGCUCGCGCUCUCCACGUGGCUGCUCUCCUUUUGUUUUGUGCACUUCCUGUGUCUGGACUUCACGGUGGCGGAGCGCGAGGAGUGGUACACGGCGUUUGUGAACAUCACGUAUAGCGAUCCAGCGAGCGCAGAACUGCGCACGGAGAAGACCGAGUGCGGCCGAUACGGCGAACACUCGCCCAAACGCGAUGCCCGUGGAACGCUGCUGCUGCCCGGGGGAGUGGGCGGAGCCACUGCCUGCGACCCGCGCCUGGCUCCGCCCCCUGUUGGACCCUGGGUUGCCCUGGUUGCACGGGGAAAUUGUACAUACAAAGACAAGAUCCGACACGCAGCGGCCAUGAACGCCUCUGCGGUGCUAAUCUACAACGUGGGCGCGGCGAACGCCAACGACACCAUCACCAUGCCACACCCAGGCACGGGCGAUGUAGUUGCCGUCAUGAUCCCGGAGCCCAAAGGUCGGGAGCUCGCCGCACUGCUGCAGAAGAACGUAUCGGUUGCCGUGGUGAUCUCCAUCGGCACCAGGAACCUGCAGAAGUACGUGAGCCGCACGUCGGUUGUGUUUGUGAGCAUCAGCUUCAUUGUCCUGAUGAUCAUAUCGCUUGCCUGGCUCGUCUUCUACUACAUCCAGAGGUUCCGAUACGCCAACGCGCGCGACCGUAACCAGCGCCGCCUGGGGGACGCAGCCAAAAAGGCGAUCUCUAAACUGCAGCUCAGAACCAUACGAAAAGGCGACACAGAGACGGACGCUGACUUCGACAACUGCGCAGUUUGUAUUGAGGGAUAUAAGGCCAAUGAUGUAGUGCGCAUCCUGCCCUGCAGACACCUGUUCCAUAAGAGCUGUGUGGACCCCUGGCUCCUGGACCACCGCACCUGCCCCAUGUGCAAGAUGAACAUCCUGAAGGCCCUGGGCAUCGCGUUAAACGCAGACUGUCUGGACGAGCUUCCCCUGGACUAUGACAUCGCUCUUGGGGGCGUGGCUCUGGAAGUGGUCGGUCCUUUGGGCGGCUCCAGUGACGGGUCGGCAAGCGAGGGCGGAGCUUCCUUGGUGUUUGAACCGGGCGUGGCCAUGUCGUUUGACCCGGGCGUGCGGCGCAUGGAGCUCCCACAGGACCACGAGCCCGAAACGCUACGAGAGCGCCACCGCAACAGCCCCGUGACGGUCACCACGGAUACAUGCACAGAGUCAAUUGCGUCACUUGUUGUUGCCGUGGAGACGGGUCUGUCCGAUGAGGAAGCCGCCGUGGAGACGAGCCAUUUCCACGACCGGCCAUGA
This is a messenger RNA of Knipowitschia caucasica, 1308 nucleotides long. The record is from the annotation of a GenBank genome assembly. NCBI's taxonomy places the organism in Eukaryota, Metazoa, Chordata, Actinopteri, Gobiiformes, Gobiidae.